Drosophila nasuta is the source of this 4837-nucleotide messenger RNA. RefSeq names its product Protein tyrosine phosphatase 69D (gene Ptp69D). Lineage: Eukaryota; Metazoa; Arthropoda; Insecta; Diptera; Drosophilidae. The record is from RefSeq and is a predicted model, not a curated record. Gene Ontology annotation, biological process: protein dephosphorylation. Gene Ontology annotation, molecular function: protein tyrosine phosphatase activity; protein binding.
ACCCUGUGCCAAAUAGAGUCUAGCCAGUUUUUAACAAACUAGAAGCAGAAAUAAAUUAAUAUGUUGUUGUAAAAGUUUGCAACAGUGAAAUUGAUAAAAUAAAUAAAACGGAAAGGGACUAAAGCGCUUAUGUCCUUUUAAAUAUUGAAAAGUAUUCACAUAGUUAUUAGGCGAUGGCGUGUUUUUACGAACACCGAAUAUAUGGCUUUGUGACUCUUUUACUUUUCUUAUUUACAAAUGAAUUUGCACAAGGAUCUAUUAGAGAAUGGGUGAAAAUAGGGACAAACGCAUCCUUAGGAUGUGUUUCCGAGAUAGAACCUGCGACUUGGAUAUUUAAGAACGAGAGCAUUAAUGCUGUGGAUACCAGAUUUACAAUUAGUGCUGAUAUUGUGACGGAUGAUAACAGCAGCGAUGGUAUAUCUAAAUAUAACAAUGUGCUUCACAUACGUGAUGUGGUUAUAACGGAUAUUGGCAUCUACACAUGCAAACUUCCUAAGAGCAACGACACAAUCGAAUACAACUUGCAGCCAUUUCUUCAACCAAAAGUCAUUGAUAGUACGGUUGAUUACAUUAAACGAAAGAUAGGUCAUAGUGCCAUAUUGUAUUGUGUAUUUGACAUUUAUCCACAAAAUAUGACCUUAAAUAAGCAGUUGAAAUGGUUAAAAGACGGCAGCCAUGUGGCAGAUCUCGAAAACUUUUACAGUAUCACACAGCUGAGCGAGACACGAUUAAACUUCACUUUGGAAUUCACAGAAGUCUAUAAAAAAGAAAACGGCACGUAUAAAUGUGUGCUAUAUGGAUCCACUGGUGAAGAGAUUGUGGCCAAAGAGAUUGCGUUGCUUGUGAUGGAAGUGCCACAGAUCAGUAUUGAUUAUGUGAAAGCUGUGGGCGCCAACAAGAUAUUUCUCAAUUGGACAUCAUACGAUGGCAACGAUCCAGUACAAAAGUUCUUCAUACAAUAUGCACAGGCUGGUUCAUCGACCUUCGAAUAUUAUAAACAGUAUAUCAAUGGCAAUUACACAUCCUAUGUGCUCGACAAUUUCAAAGCGAAUACAACUUACCAUUUACGAAUAACUGGCAAAAACUCGAUUGGCGAUGGAACACCAAAUCAAUAUCCAUUUGGCGUCACUACAUUGGAUCAUGAUCCAACGUUUAUACCCAAAGUGGAGACAACUGGGAGCACAGCAUCGACAAUUACGAUUGGCUGGAAUCCGCCAUCGCAAGACUUAAUUGAAUUCAUUCAGUACUAUGAAUUGACUGUGUCCGAAUCGGGUGAAAAGUCCAAGUUAAUUGAGACAGUCACUUACCAACAGAACUCUCGCAAUUUGCCAUAUAUGUUUGAUAAAUUGAAAACUGCAACCGACUACAAGUUUCAGGUGCGCGCUUGCAGUGAUCUAACAAAGACAUGUGGUCCAUGGUCUGAGAUUGUGAAUGGCACCACCAUGGAUGGCGUUGCCACGAAACCCAUGAAUUUGACUAUUCAUUGCAAUCAGCAGAAUAACUCCCGAUCCAAUUCCGUUUCUGUUGGUUGGGGUGUGCCCAAGACACCAAAUGGCAAAAUCGUUUCAUAUCUCAUUAACUUAGAGGGCAAUUACACAUACAAUCAAGAUGGAAUUAUAUCUACUGAAAAGUGGGGACCUACCAUACGCAGAGUGGAUGAACCCAGUCACAAAGCGAGCUACGAAAAUGUUAGCCCCAAUACAAACUACACUGUAACCGUCUCUGCGAUUACGAGACAUAAGAAGACUGGCGAACCUGCUGUGGCCAAUUGCUUUAUGCCUAUUUCAACGCCCGAAACAAUUGGCAAAACGAUGUGGACAAAGGUUAAGAACGGUCCCAAAUAUGUCUUGAAAUUGUACUUGCCCAAAGUAAGCGAGAGAAAUGGUCCUAUUUGCUGCUAUCGAUUGUAUCUGGUUAAGAUCGUAAAUGGUGACAGCGAGUUGCCUCCUCCGGCUAAGCUGAAUAUAGCCACGUUUAAUGAACUGAGCAACAUCAGUAAGACACAUAACCAUGCAUAUUUGGCUGAGAUGCUUAGUACUCGCUAUUUCAAAUCGGAGAUAUUUUUGGGCGAUGAAAUGCGAUUCUCGAAUAAUCUCGAGGACCUCCUUGCCAAUGAUGAGAUAUGCCGCAAGUGUCUUAUCGAUACUCCUUUUUUACAACACACAACGCCCCAUCUCUAAACCAGGUACGAAUCUCAAUAUCCCAUUUUGCCACCUAAGGAAGAUCUUAUCAAGCUUGGCAAUCUAACAGAAAACUCGAUUAAAAUGUUAGAAGGCAGAAAACGUAGAAGACGAAAUCCCACAGUUGCUACAAGCAAUGAAGACACGAGCUUAAGCACUAACAUUCCAACAAAUGCGCCAGAACAAGUUGCUGUCAGUAAUCCCCUAGAGAUUUGGGAUGGCGAAAUUGACAUAAAUUCCAAUUAUACUGGAUUUAUUGAAAUUAUUGUGCGAUCUGGGGAGACUGUUCUUAUGGCAUAUAGUGAUUACUUUGAUGUCAUUACACCCGCUACUAAAGCUGAACAAAUUCAAUCUCUUGACGACACAAAGUUUUAUUUGAAUACUGGUAUUCAAGUGCUGGCGAUUUCACUGGCCGUAGUUGUGAUCUUUGUAACAUUAUGGAUUAUACAUCAUCAAAAGACUAAGAACGCAAUGCCCGACGAAGAUACCUUGACAUUGAGAGACUCAUUAAGGGCACUAUUUGGACGACGAAUCAACAACCAUAGUCAAUUCAUUGGCUCUGGUAACCAAAAGGGUUUCGAUACUGGGCCUAUACAUAAAACCGAUUUGGUGACAGCCUAUAAGAAUCGACAUAAGGACACAGAUUAUGGUUUUCUACGCGAAUAUGAGAUGCUGCCCAAUCGCUUUAGUGAUCGUACGACAAAGAAUAGUGAUAUGAAAGAAAAUGCAUGCAAGAAUAGAUAUCCUGAUAUAAAGGCAUACGAUCAAACUCGAGUGAAACUAUCUCCAACUAAUGGAACCCAAAGUACUGAUUAUAUUAAUGCUAACUUUGUGAUUGGUUACAAGGAGCGGAAGAAGUUCAUUUGUGCCCAGGGACCCAUGGAAACGACCAUCAAUGACUUUUGGCGUAUGAUAUGGGAACAACAUUUAGAGAUAAUUGUGAUGCUUACGAAUCUGGAGGAGUAUAACAAAUCAAAAUGCGCGAAGUAUUGGCCAGAAAGAGUUUUCGAUUCCAAACAAUUUGGCGAUAUUUCGGUUAAAUUUACCGCAGAGCGUAAAACUGGUGAUUACAUUAUACGAUCAUUGGACGUGACGAAAUCGAAUCUUAUUGGUGAAGAGGAAGACCAUCGACAAAUAACACAAUACCAUUAUCUGACAUGGAAAGAUUUUAUGGCUCCCGAGCAUCCGCAUGGUAUCAUUAAGUUUAUACGACAAAUUAAUUCCGUCUACUCUGUGCAAAGGGGGCCAAUAUUAGUGCAUUGCAGUGCUGGUGUUGGCAGAACUGGAACCCUUGUUGCACUCGACUCUCUUGUACAACAAUUGGAAGAAGAAAGCAUGGUUUCGAUAUUUAAUACGGUGUGUGAUCUGCGACAUCAACGUAACUUUUUGGUUCAGUCCUUGAAACAAUACAUUUUCCUUUACCGAGCAUUGUUGGACACUGCCACCUAUGGGAAUACGGAUAUACCGCUAGCUUUGCUUCAAUCGACAAUUGACUCUCUUAAAUUUAAACCUAAUGAAGGAAAAUGCUUGCUGGAAACAGAAUUUGAGAAAUUGAUUUCGACAGCUGAUGAGAUAAAUAAGACCUGCAGCGUAGGUGAAGUUGAGGAGAAUAUGCAGAAAAACAGAAGCCAUGAAAUAAUUCCAUAUGACCGCAAUAGAGUUAUUCUAAGUCCAAUUCCAAUGCGGGAUAAUUCCACAUACAUAAAUGCUUCGUUUAUUGAAGGAUAUGAUAAUACUGAAUCAUUUAUCAUCGCACAAGAUCCUAUGGAAAGUACUAUAGGCGAUUUUUGGAGAAUGAUUUCAGAGCAAAGUGUUUCCACUCUUAUAACGAUUUCCGAAAUUGGCGAAGGUCCAAGGAAGUGUCCACGCUAUUGGGCAGAUGAUGAAAUUCAAUAUGAUCAAAUACUCGUAAAAUACGUACACAGUGAAAGUUGCCCGUAUUAUACACGGCGUGAAUUCUAUGUAACAAAUUGCAAAAUCGAUGAUACUCUGAAGGUUACGCAAUUCCAGUAUAACGGUUGGCCUACUGUGGAUGGGGAAGUUCCUGAAGUAUGUCGGGGAAUUAUUGAACUUGUAGACCAAGCGCACAAACAUUAUAAAAACCAUAAAAAUAUUGGUUGCCGAUCUCCCCUCACAGUUCACUGCAGCUUGGGUACUGAUCGAAGUUCAAUUUUUGUUGCCAUGUGCAUUUUGGUUCAGCAUUUGCGAUUCGAGAAGAGCGUAGAUAUAUGUUCAACCACAAGAAAAUUGCGAUCUCAGCGACCAGGACUUUUAAAUUCAUUCGCACAAUACGAGUUCCUACAUCGCGCCAUAAUAAACUAUUCAGAUCUACAUAAAUUAUCGGAAAAUAUUGUGGAUUAAGGAAAUAAUUGUGUGUGUACUCAUAAGAUAAGUGUAGGCAGCUUUACACAUUAAAAUACAUAGAUAUUAUAAAAAUGUACAUUUCAUGAAACUACAUAUAGUAUGUACGAGUAUUUGAAUGCGGCGAAUGUAUACAUUUUUUUACCAUUAUAUUUUUAACCUUAUACAAUACAAUGUGUCUAUACAGAUGCUUAUGUAUAUGUCUGUACGUGCGUAUUUAUAUAUAUAUUGAUAAAGCUACCAAAGGAAGUAUAUUAAUUUAUUUUAUAAGAUUUCGUGUAAAAAAUAAUAAAUAA